Molecule: messenger RNA, 2016 nt
Organism: Anolis carolinensis (green anole)
Lineage: Eukaryota; Metazoa; Chordata; Lepidosauria; Squamata; Anolidae
Gene: dynlt1
Product: dynein light chain Tctex-type 1
Exons: 4
Coding region: 1345-1707 (120 amino acids)
Biological process (GO): microtubule-based movement
Cellular component (GO): cytoplasm; cytoplasmic dynein complex
Molecular function (GO): dynein intermediate chain binding
Source: RefSeq, a predicted model, not a curated record
AGAAUAUAUAAUUAAUACUAUUAUAUGGUAUUAUUAUUAGUGUUAUAUUGUACUACAUUAUAAUAUUAUUAUCAAUAUUAUAUGUAUAUACAAUAUAUUAUAUUAUAAAACUGAGGGCGGGGGCCAGGUAAAUGACCUCGGAGGGCCGCAUCUGGCCCCCGGGCCUUAGUUUGGGGACUCCUGAUCUAGACAUUGCUCUAUAUAGAGAGAAUUACAUCUUUAUAGGACUUGCAGAGACUUCCAAACAUAUGAGGGGGAAAUUCAUAUAUUAAAUUAAUGUAUUUGUAGGGGGAAAUCUAUAUAUUAUUUACAAGCUUGGGGCAUGCAUUUGCCCAAGGAAGAAAUGCAAGCAAAGCCCUCCUAAAAACAAUUUUGGCCUCUUUUCUCCUCCCCUUUCCCACCUCUUUUAUUUAUCCCUUUUCAAACUCUAAAAGUAGCCAGAAAGGGCUUUUUAAAACUUCCCUUCCUAUCCCAAAAAACCCACCCCAUUUUUGUUUCCUUAGGAAUAAAAAGAAAUACACACCUUCUGUUGCUCUUCUUUCCCUCCUUCCCUCCCUAUUGAUUCAAACAUUCUUGCAAUAAUAUAAUAAUAAUAAUAAUAAUAAUAAUAAUAAUUUAUUUAUUUACAGCAUUUAUAUUCUGCCCUUCUCACCCCGAAGAGGACUCAGGGCGGGUCACAUUACACAUAUGGGCAAACAUUCAAUGCCUUUUAACAUAGAACAAAGACAAGACAAACAUAGGCUCCGAGCGGGCCUCGAACUCAUGACCUCCUGGUCAGAGUGAUUCAUUGCAGCUGGUUACAGCUGGCUUGCUCUCCAGCCUGCGCCACAGCCCGAGCCUAAUAAUAAUAAUAAUAAUAAUAAUAAUAAUAAUAAUAAUAAUAAUAAUAAAUCCUGCAAGUUUGCAAGAGUCUCUCUUUUUCUUGCCUUUCCACCAUGCAAUCUUUUUUCUUCAUCCUGGCUUGCAAGAAGUUCUGUCACUCACUCUCCUUUCGCUUUUGAAAACAUUCCCUUGUCUCUCUCUCUCUUAAAAAAUAAGAUAACUCCAGCCUGGGAGGAGAAGCGGAGAAGGGAGGUUUUGGAAAAGAAAACACUGUAGUCUCCAGGCUCUGCUGCCUGGCUUGACCUUGAUCCGAUUAUAAGCCAGGGAGGCUUUUUCAGCCCCUAAAAAGAGAUUUAAAAAACUUGGCUUAUCUUCAAGUAUAUACCGUAUAUCCAGUAGACACCAACUAAAUAAAACAGCUUCCAUUUUCUCAGUUUUUGAAGAGGGUUCUUCUUCCUGCAGUGUUCCUAGGUAAUCUAAUAAUCCCAAUACACAGGAAAGCAAUUGCCUUGACUAAAUUUAAUGUGCUCCCUUGCAGUGCUGGAGGGAAGAUAUAACAAUGUACCAUAUUGUGAACAUCUAUAUCCCUGUGAGGCCCAGGCGGUAGAAACUGCCAUUGAAGGUACAAUAGGUGGCAAUGCAUAUAUGCACAGCAAAGUGAACCAAUGGACUACAAGUGUCGUAGAGCAAAUUCUAAGCCAGCUAACAAAGCUCGGGAAACCAUUCAAAUACGUUGUAACAUGUGUGAUUAUGCAAAAGAAUGGUGCUGGACUUCAUACAGCAAGCUCUUGCUUCUGGGAUAACUCUGCUGAUGGAACCUGCACUGUGAGAUGGGAAAACAAGACUAUGUACUGUAUCGUCAGUGCCUUUGGACUUGCAAUAUGAUUGCCUUGGAAUUCAUCAGCAGUUUUGUCAUCACCUCCAUUUCAUAAAUCCCCUAAAACUGUGAACAAAUCUUGUUUUUUAAAGCAUUUUUUUCUUCCAGUGAGCAAAUGAGAGAGCAAUUUUUGUGCUGUUACAUAAACAUACCAUCGUUUAUCCAUAUCUAAACCACUCCCUGUCUUAACACUUUAAAGGACUCGUUCUCAAGGUGCUAAAACCUGAAACUUGCUGCACUUCUUCAGCUUUACUCCAACUGAUUUGAGUAAGACUAAUUUUCACAAUGUAGCUUUGUUUAUUAAAUUAUUGAAGUUC